Messenger RNA from Tuber melanosporum (Perigord truffle), 1605 nucleotides. RefSeq lists its product as uncharacterized. The transcript is spliced from 3 exons. The record is from RefSeq and is a predicted model, not a curated record. Gene Ontology annotation, cellular component: nucleus. Lineage: Eukaryota; Fungi; Ascomycota; Pezizomycetes; Pezizales; Tuberaceae. Gene Ontology annotation, biological process: subtelomeric heterochromatin formation. The coding region runs from base 126 to 1364 and encodes 412 amino acids. Gene Ontology annotation, molecular function: histone H4 acetyltransferase activity.
CACUUACCACCAUAACCACCAUUCCGGCAUUUUCCUCCCAAACACACACACCUUCUACCUGUUCCCCCUGCGACAGAACUAAAUCAAAUCGGGAGGGAGAAGGAGAGAGAAAAAAAACAAUCACCAUGGAGGAAGAAUGGUCCGCCGACGCGAACGAAGCUAUAGAGCUAUCGCUCAUCUCGACCACUAGUGGAAAACCAAUAGCUACCUUCCAUCCGCAGUUCACCUAUGGGAUCUUCGGGGAUUCAGAAAAUAUAUUCGGUUACAAGGAUCCGAACUUGCAAAUAUCGUUUGCAGCGAACGACAUGAAGUGUUGUCUAGAUAUUUCCUACGAGGACAAGAUGGAACCGCAAGGCUCUGUGCAGGCGGAGGAUUUAGAAGCGAUUAUUACGGAUUUUCUUCCCGAAGAUUGUGAGAAAGACCUCAAAGAAUUCCAGACGAAAAUCGCUCAACGUGAUGAUACAAAAUGGAGCCCGCCUGGGGAUAAAAUCUCGGAAUACACUCUUAAGGGGAGGACCUAUGAGAUCUGGCGCUCUACAAUCGAUGACGCAUACUGUAAGAGCAUUCUCAAGAAUAUACAAAUCUUGAUUACUCUUUACAUCGAAGGGGGAACAGCGAUCGACCUUGAAGACGAAGAAUGGACCAACAAGCGCUGGGAAGUAUUCUUCUUAUAUGAGAGAUCUGCAGCCAACCACACCUUCAUCGGCUACUGCACCUGCUACCGCUACUACCUCUACAAUCCCAAGUCGCCCGACACCAGCCGCAUCCGGAUAAGCCAAUUCCUUAUCCUCCCACCAUUCCAACACCAAGGUCACGGCAAGAACCUGUACAACAGCUUAAUCACUCACUUUCUCACUAUAACCUCAAUCCAAGAAAUAACCGUCGAAGACCCCAGCGAGGCCUUCCAAAACCUGCGCGACAUCCAAGACCUCCAUCGGCUAACCCCAGCCCUUACGCGAUCAAACCUGACCCCACAAUCAUUCUCCAACAAGUCCUUCCCCGGCGCGGAUAUCCGCACCCGGGCGAAGUUGCCCGUGCGCCAGUUCGCACGUGUGUGCGAGAUGUUCAUGCUCCAGGGGAUUGAAAAGGGCGAUGAGAAGAGCAUGAAGGUCUUCCGCUUACUGGUCAAGGCGAGGAUAUACAAGCAGAACAAGGAUGUGCUCGCGCAGUUGGAUCGUCUAGAGAGGAUUGAUAGGCUGCAUGAUACGUAUUUGCAUGUUGAGGAUGAGUACAAGGGAUUGCUGAUUGCUGCCGGGGCCGCUCCUGUCGAAGAGGAGGAAGUGGAGGAGAUAGAAACGGAGAAGAAGCGUUCUGCUAAUGGUGAUGGGGGGAGGGCUUCUAAGAAAGUUAGAGUUGCGGAGUAGAACUAUCGUAUUAGCAGCAUAUUUGGGAUGCUUUCUUUGUGGCCCAUUCUUCCAUCUUCCAUUUUCUCUUUUUCUCUCCCCCCUCGUAUCUAAUUUUCUCUUGAUUAGGGGGAGGCAAUGAGCGACCGGUGGCAUUUCUUAUGAUAUCUCUUUUUUCUUUUUUUUUUUCCUUUGUUUCCCUUGUGUACGUUUACGGCGCACGACUGAUGGAGAGGUUAAUGGCUAUUACGCACAUACCCGC